AUGCAUCGAGCGCAGAUAAGGAACGACACUUCGCUGUUGCAAGGGAUCAAGUAUUUUGAGCCCUUCGUCCAGCUGAACAACAUUGGUAGCAUCAAGUGGCGCAAGUCGCUUCGCUUCCUAGUCUUGUACUAUUUCCUUGAACAAAAACUUAUCGACCGUACUAUUUUCACAAGAGAUGGACUCGAAUCAUUGCAGAGAGCAUGCACAAGUAUUGCGGAGGAGGCAAUUCGGAUGGGGAAAAAGACAGCUCGCCCACUUCUCGUCGUUCCAAAGAACGUUCAGAUCACAGAAGCUCAAACUCAGCCGAGAUCAGAAGAAGACGACGAAGACGAGGAUUUUGAAGGUAUACUCGUCAAGCGAGAGGAUAUACCAGCAGUGCUAGUGAAAGCACCCGAGAAUGACUCUAUGGGUGCGGUCAGUACCAUGCUGCGAAGAGACGACAACGUUGCCGCAAGGCCAUUCCCGAAGUCAACGGCCAGUCAAAAGGAUGCAGAGCGGAAGUACGGACAUGCGCCAGCUGCAACUAUCUUCGCAUGUGAGACUAAAAGAAAAAGGUCUGCGGAUGAACAUACCACGAGAGAGAAGGAGCACGGCAGUGAAGAGGAUCCGAAGCUGGUGUGCAGCCGCUUCAAGCGCCUUGCACAAACCAAGAUUGAGAACCUCCAAACGGAAGCGACAGCGAUCCAAGACACGCUGGAUGCGCACGCCACGUCACUCAACGAGGCCGUGAUGGCGGUUUCGAAUCAUGAGAAGGCUCUCGUAGUUGCAAAAGCAAGGCUGGAGACAGUACAAGCUGCAAAGGCGGCCACGGAGACAAGAUUGGAGGAAGUGCGCAAUGAGGUAAUCAAGAAGAGUUGGAUAUUUCAGGAAGGGUUCGAGUCUUUCUACGGUUGA
Messenger RNA from Alternaria hordeiaustralica, 894 nucleotides. RefSeq lists its product as uncharacterized. NCBI's taxonomy places the organism in Eukaryota, Fungi, Ascomycota, Dothideomycetes, Pleosporales, Pleosporaceae. Bases 1 to 894 code for a protein of 297 amino acids. The record is from RefSeq and is a predicted model, not a curated record. The transcript is spliced from 2 exons.